AUGUCAGCCAAGAGCUUCAGUAUAGUCACAGUGGCUACUGUGCUCAUUUUCUGCCAAAAGAUUCAGCUCUCAAUGCAAGCACCGUUGAAUGCGUCAAAAUGGUCUUAUAUUGGUCCUGAUGGAGAGAAGGCCUGGCCAAAGAAGUACCCAUUUUGUGGAGGAGUAUUCCAGUCGCCAAUUGAUUUCCACAAAGCUAUUCUCCAGUAUGAUUCUAAUCUCUUGCCUUUAGAAUUCAUAGGCUAUGACGUGCCCUCCACUGACCAGUUUACAUUGAUCAAUAAUGGCCAUUCAGUGAAAAUGUAUCUGUCACCUGCUAUGUCCAUCAGAAACCUCCCAUUUGAAUACACUGCAUCUCAACUUCACCUGCACUGGGGGAACCAGAACAAGUCGGAAGGCUCUGAGCACACCGUGGGUGGGAAGCAUUUUGCAGCAGAGCUGCAUAUUGUACAUUACAACUCUGAGAAAUACCCAGAUAUAACAGCAGCAAUGGACAAAGCAGAUGGACUGGCUGUUCUGGCUGUUCUCCUUGAGAUUGGACCCUUCAGCCCAUCCUAUGAAAAGAUCUUCAGGCACUUCCGGAAUGUGAAAUACAAGGAUCAGAAGGUCCUGGUCCCUGGUUUCAAUGUUCAAGAGCUGCUUCCUGACAGACUGGAUGAGUAUUAUCGCUACGAAGGGUCCCUGACAACUCCUCCCUGCUACCCAAGCGUUCUCUGGACAGUUUUCCGACACCCUGUUAAAAUCUCUCAAGAGCAGUUACUGGCACUGGAAACAGCCAUGUACUGCACAGAGCGUGACGACCCAGAGCCCCUGGAAAUGGUUGACAACUUCAGAAAUGUUCAGGAUUUCCAUGAAAGACUGGUUUUUAUCUCCUUCCGUGAAGGUUUUGUGGUAUCUGUUGUGAUAGCCUGCAUUCUGGGAGUUCUCAUCAUUCUUGCAGUAGCAUUCUGGCUACUGAAGAAGAAAAGCUGCAAAAAGGGAGGUGGAGACAACAGAGGAGUCAUCUACAAACCAGGCAUGUACAAGGAGAAAGAAGACAUCUCCAAAAUUUGA
Molecule: messenger RNA, 1050 nt
Organism: Melozone crissalis (California towhee)
Lineage: Eukaryota; Metazoa; Chordata; Aves; Passeriformes; Passerellidae
Gene: CA12
Product: carbonic anhydrase 12
Exons: 10
Coding region: 1-1050 (349 amino acids)
Cellular component (GO): plasma membrane
Molecular function (GO): zinc ion binding; carbonate dehydratase activity
Source: RefSeq, a predicted model, not a curated record